CCCUUGUCAGAAAACCCAUCACGUUCAAACUUCCUCUUAUGCUGUUUCCAACAUCAGCUUCUUGAUUUCUUUUCUUCGUUCAAAAACCAUCAUUCACUCUUUUUGGUCUUAAAUUUUGAAGCACAAAUCCACAUCAAAUCAAAUAAAACAAAAAAAUGAAUCUUUCAGCAUUCAAACUGCUGGCUCUCCUCUUUGGCUCGACCUUGGCCACCAUACCUACACCGCCAACUGUCUUAUCAGCACUUCCGCAGUCAACAAUUGAGCCCGCGCUUACUGCAAUAACUGCGGCACAAGCAACUCAAAGAGCAAUUUCUCCCGUUUCUGAUGUUGGUGGUGAGGUGUUUAGUAGAUUUGUUCAGAUAUGGCUCGAGAAUAUGGUAAGAUAAUAUGCUGAUUACUCGCAAACUUGGAUUUGCGCAACUAUAUUUUACUAUAGACUGAUAUGUUUGGUACAGGAUUAUAAGGAAGCUACCAAUGACCCUAAUUUCCGAUGGCUUGCUGCUCAAGGCAUAACACUCACCAACUACUGGGGAGUGACACAUCCAUCUCAGCCAAAUUAUUGUGCAGUUGUCGGGGGUGACACGUUCGGCAUGGAUGCAGAUGAAUUUGUUCAAAUUCCUGCCAACAUAUCCACUGUAGUAGAUUUACUUGACACCAAAGGUAUCUCUUGGGGCGAAUACCAAGAAGAUAUACCAUAUGCCGGCUUUGAAGGCUGGAACUUCUCGGCCACGGAUCCAUUCCAACAGGAUUAUGUACGCAAGCAUAACCCACUGGUGAUGUUUGAUUCAGUCACCAGCAACGCUACCAGACUUAGUUUGAUCAAGAGCUUCAAGUUGUUUGAAGAAGAUCUGGCGAACAAGACUCUGCCACAAUGGUCUUUUAUCACACCGAAUAUGACAAAUAAUGGCCAUGAUACCAACGACACGGUUGCCGGAAAUUGGUCUCGCAUGUUCCUUGAACCUUUGCUCACCAAUGAUUAUUUCAUGAACGAUACCCUAGUCGUACUCACUUGGGAUGAGAACAAUGAAGACGACGAGGAGAAUAAGAUGUUUGCUAUCCUUCUUGGUGGUGCCAUUCCACCUGCUUUUAAGAACACUACCGACAAUACUUUCUACAACCACUAUAGUAUGCUUUCAACCAUAGAGCUUAACUGGGGACUCCCUUCACUUGGUCGCUGGGAUUGUGGUGCAAAUGUCCUUGGGCUUGUUGCAAGCAAAGCGGGAUACGACAACUAUGCGGUCAAUACCACUAAGCUACUUUUCAACUCAUCCUAUCCAGGUCCUCUAUCAUCCGAGAGAUUCGAUCCCGUUUGGCCUUUGCCCGACACGAAAGCAAAUUGCGGUUCAGGUCAGGGUGUCUUGAAAAAGAUCGUUGAUGGAUGGGGCAAAUCCGAUGGCACAUACAAUGUUCGUAUUCGUUCACAGGUUUUGCUCUAUUCCAUAGCAAAAACUACCCAUCCAUCCCACACUCCAUCCACUGCUCCUCUUCUCCAAACACAUCUUCAACUUCCCAUUCUCAACCAACAUUUUUGCGCGGUAAUGACUUGCUAACUCUCUAACCUGCAACAGUAUACCGACUCAUAUCCAUACGAUAAUGUCAGUGGUGAUAAUACAGGAGGUGAAGCCAGUCCGGCAACCACGUCAAUUUUACCACCAGCCACAACUGUCGUACCUUCUCCACCUCUCCCUUCAAAGAAGUCAGAGGCUAUGGACUUGAAGUAUGGUGGAGGCAGCUCGGUGGCAUUGAUAAUGGGAUUUGUUUUUGUCCUGUUGAUGGGCUGAGAAUCUUGGGCGCCCGAAAGGCGAGCAACUGUAUCGAUAUGAGGAAUUUUUGGAACUCCUAUGAGUCGCAGGUUUUCUUAGGAUCAAAGCCCAAUUAUGCCUGCCUAUCAGGCAUCCACUCCUUGUUGGAAGCCAUAGUCUUUAGUUUUCUCCAAUACAUUCUCUAGUUCAACUGGCGGAUCGUUCGUGCUCCAUCCUUGUUGCAGAUUUCGACACCCAGGCGUCCGCAGCGUUAAUUGGCGAACUGUGAAAGCCCAUUUGAUUGUUAAAUCUGAAUGGGAACAUUGAAAAGCGCUAUUGGGCAUAGAUAGGUACACAGAGCUUGUGCUUGGUGAAACAGGCCACUUGGCUCUCUGGGGGCUGAUGCCAAUGCCUUAUUGUCUUGACUCUCGUUGUGCAACCUCUUCUAUCUCCUCUAUAAGAUCUGCAUCUUGACAUACUAGGUGUAUUCACACCCCAUGUUCCACAAGUACGUCGGUUCAGAUAGCAGACGAACCAAAAGCCUAAAGAAUGCUGCCGUGUUUCAGCUGCACAACAUGAUUAAUUCCUGCAUUUGAUAUUGUGCUGCUGUGCCUUCUUGUUGAUAGGUGUGGGUGGCCAUAAGUUCAUCACUGAGGAAAGCUCCAAGCUGAAAUGGUUGGUUUUGUUUGAUGGGAGUAAUGUGUACUGAUCAUGAUGAUCAGCCAAUCUCAGUCAAAUCACUGUUAUUACAUUACCCGUCAAACAUUAUACCACCCAUGCGGCAUCAUUGUGAUCAUACA
Messenger RNA from Sclerotinia trifoliorum, 2542 nucleotides. NCBI's taxonomy places the organism in Eukaryota, Fungi, Ascomycota, Leotiomycetes, Helotiales, Sclerotiniaceae. The record is from the annotation of a GenBank genome assembly.